Molecule: messenger RNA, 1710 nt
Organism: Physeter macrocephalus (sperm whale)
Lineage: Eukaryota; Metazoa; Chordata; Mammalia; Artiodactyla; Physeteridae
Gene: C18H3orf49
Product: chromosome 18 C3orf49 homolog
Exons: 5
Source: RefSeq, a predicted model, not a curated record
AUGGACCACCCUCACCUAUAUACACCAGAGCCCUUUAAGGUUGCUUAUGGAAGAGUUGGCCGGUACUGAAGAUUUCAGCAACCCAGAAAGAGAAAUGGCUCAUUCAAAAGGAAAGGGAUUGAAAGAUGGCAUAGAGCUGUGUCUACCAACUUAGUAAAACAAAAUGUAUUGGUCCCCAAAGAGGAAUCAUCCAAUGAGAGUGACAUGGAAUUUCAUGAAAGCCAGCAAAACCAGAAAAGAGAUUUGGUCAAGAAAGUGAAGACUUUUUGGGGGAGGAUGCUGUCACACAAGUACAGAAGCAAGCCAGCAAGUGUCAGCAGAGAGGGCUCCACUAACCCUAAGGAAACCCUCCUUUCCAAUACGCAGAGCCUUCUUCCUAGAAUUGUCAAGGAGCUUCCAUCACCCAAGUUAUUUACCAAACCAAGAAUGAGAAAUCUCUCACAGAAUGCAACUAUACAACUUGAUGAUGUAGAAGCAGAGACAGAGGAGAUAACCCAAGGAAAUACACUCCUCCGAGCCAGGAGAACCACCAAGCGGUUAUCUGUGACAUCCCUUCCCUCAGGACUGCAGAAGGUUCCGUAUUCCUCAAAAAAGAGACCACACUUUCCAGCAUUUAAAAAAAAGAAACAUAGCACAGAAAACAUCCUCCGAAAAUCAGAUUUGACAGUAGGAAAGCUUCAAAUGCAGGUGGAUGACCUCAUAGAAGCAGUAACAGAUAAAUCCAUGAAACUAUUGGCCCAAAGACACGCUGAGCUUCAACAGUGUGAGUUUCUAGGGGAUGAAAUCCUUCAGCCUUCCAAGCAGUUCCAGAGGAUAUCCAAGAGGAAGUAUAAAUUGAAAAAUGUGUGUUUCCCAUGUACCUGGUGCUGCUUCUGAUUUUGUUUCUGACCGCACAAAACUUAUGUUCAUAGGGGUUCUUAUCUUUUGGUACAUAAUCCUGAAUAAGUUUCUCUUAAUAAGUGGCGGCAGCUGGGGGGGUUGUUAAGGGGGGGUGGGGUGGGUGGUAAAAAUGUUCUGCCCAGCAGUCCUUAAAAAAAUAUCCUUUGGGAAAAAUUGAUUUUUAAUUCUGAGUCAAUAUAAGCAAAUUUUUGCUUCAUAAUUCUUACUAAUAAUGGAAAAUAGAAAUAUUUAUCAGGGCACAGCAAUUCUGCAAAGAAAUUUCUCCCAUGAAAUUUGCCAGAUGAAAUUAGAGGAAGCACUUAAAAGUAUUUUGACACUUUCACUGUGACUACUGUUGAGCUAACUUUAAACUUUCGUUUUUAAAGAUACGAGUUUGUAUCAAAAUUACAAAAAUGUAGCAUUAUUAAGGUAUGAUUCAUGCAAACUGCCAUGUUUCUGCACUAAAAUAAAUGGAUAAGGGUAGACCCUAACAAGUAUUAGACAUGUAAUUCAAUACUUAAGACAAUUAUAAGUGAUUCAGACCUGACUUAAUUUUUUAAAAAGAUCAUGAAAUCCUUUUUGCAAGACUCUUGAAAAUGACUCCUACAGAACAAAACGACAGAGAGAAAACAUUUCAACAAAACAUUUAACAACCACAUUGCUCAAGUAUUAAGGACAGAGAUCUAGAAAGUAAUGCAUAUUGAUUUACUUUGCAUCUUGUAAUUACCUCUGAUAUCAGUGUUCUUAAUAUCAUGGAACCUCUCCCGCAAUAAGCAUACACCACAAACAUUUUGUACAUAAUUUCACAAGUUCACAGCCCUCCUGGGAGCC